This is a messenger RNA of Paecilomyces variotii, 1356 nucleotides long. RefSeq lists its product as hypothetical. The transcript has a single exon. The record is from RefSeq and is a predicted model, not a curated record. The coding region runs from base 230 to 961 and encodes 243 amino acids. NCBI's taxonomy places the organism in Eukaryota, Fungi, Ascomycota, Eurotiomycetes, Eurotiales, Thermoascaceae.
UCCCGGCUCAAAGUCUACCAAGCCAUUCUCUGGUUUUGUCCAAGUCCACAAUGGUGCACCUAUGUCCGCGUUACUCCUACUUCUUACCUCUUUUUUCGAGAAAGGACAAAACAAGACGCGUCUUUCAAGACCAUCCUCGACUAUGGUUUUCCCUUCUUCUCUCUGUACAUACAGUUGAUACGCGUUUAACACCCUCUUCCUCUAUCUCAUCCAAUAUCCCCUCUCCACCAUGUGUGUCUCCACUAAUAUCCCCUUCUUUCCCCUGGGGAAAGCCUACAUCCCGCUCGAGACCCGUGUGACCAAAUUCGUCUUCGAUAGAAACAACCUCGCCAUCCCACCACAUCUCCAGCCCAUGACACCCAAACGAGUCCACGAUGAGCUCCGCAACGUCCGCGAAACCGCCACGACCACAUUCAACUUCCUCAAAGCUCUCGACCGUAUCUACCACACGCGUUUCUACCACAUGUGUCCCAAAACAGAUCGCACCCAAUACUACCUCCACCGCGAAUCCAUCGACUACCUCCUCAACUGGGAACCAGACUCCAUCCACCCUUACCUCCAAGCCUCAGCCGAAGCGCGCGGAUAUCGCAUCCUCCCCGUCGUCGCCCCCACAGCAAAAAUCCCCCCAUUCAUCCUCCACUUCCACAUCGAGGAGGAAACAUACACGGCCUUCCAGAUCGAAUAUUCCCGUCUCCGCAUGGAGUAUCUUCGAGGUCCGUACAUGCGCUGGAUCGACGCGAAGGCGAGCAUGGAAAAAGUCCUAAGGGGAUGUGAGAGUGAGAUGGGCGAUAUGGACUAUCGCGCUUGGCGGAGGUGGUGGGAUCGGAUUUUUCUGAGGGAGAUGGAUAAGUGGGAGCAUAGAGCGCAGGAAAUCAAGAUGCCGGCGUGGAAUGAGAUUGUUAAGGAGUUGUAUUGUUUGAUUCAGGAGAGGGUUGAUUUGGAGGGGUUUUGGGAGGAGUGAAUUGUGGUUGGUUGGUUUGAUGGAUGAUGGUAUUGGGAUGGAUGUUGGUUUUCGAUAUCGAUACGAGUCGCUGAGGACGUGGAGCAUAUUAUUGGACUGGAUGUUGCAGUACAAAGGAAGUUGGCAAUCAUUCAUCCUUUUAUUGGAAAAACUACACUCGACACAAUGAACAUGGGUAUGGUGAACAUGAAAAGAAGCAAAAAGGAAAGGAAGGGAAAAACCGAAAGGACGGAGACCAUAUUAUGUACGAUGUACGAUGUUUGACAUCUACCUUUCGUUCUUGAUGUUUCUGGCACUGAUCAAAAAGUUUCUACUUUGGGUGACAUCAACAUCCCAUCUAUACAGUUAAUCUUAAUGAAUUUGUAUUUUAUUAUCACACUAUUACAAUGCAGCAG